UUCACAUUCCUGAGCAAGAAAGUUGCAGCGCUGUAAAGUGCCAAUGUAGACAAGCCCUAAGCUAUACCACACCACUGUAAGCACGUUUGUACUGAUAUAACUGUGAGGAUUGUAAUGCUUUAUCUAUCCUGGCUUUGUUAAAGCAGUACCACUUUUCUGUGUAGCAAGGCCUGAGUCAAAUUUGAAACAAAACGUGUAGGUGGGUGGGAAAUAAAAUCACACUUUUCAGAGAAGGCUGUGUGGAAGAGUCAUUGUGGGACUCGAUGUUUGUGUUUCAAUGACUCCUAGUCAAGUGUGGCCUUUUGUACUUGUAAAGUGAGUGUUGGGGUGGAUGUUUCCUGCGUGCCAGUGCCACAAACUCAUCCAGGACUGAGUCAAAAUAAAUUGCAGGUUAUGGAGAUUAAAUUAUGCCUUCACAGGCAUCAGUGUAGCAUCAUUACCUUGAGUUGUCUUUCAUGGUUUUACAUACCCUGAGGACAGAAAUUGAGCAAUGUGGUUAACAAUUUGUUGAUGCAGGAGCUCCCAGAAUAGGAUCUCUUUUCCUCUGCCAGAGCUGCACAGAGCUAACUGAAGUAAACAGUAAUAAAAAUGUGGUUUUGAUAGAAAACUAAGCAUGACUGAAUACACACAGAUCUAUAGGGUAAGAAAAUGGCAUUUUAUAGAGUUAUCGUUUAGAGAAGAAUCAUACUUCACAUUGUGUUAUUUUCUAUUUGGCUAUGAAUAUUUUUAUCACACCUUUUUACUUUGCAGAUAUAUACAACAUGAUAUGAUGGUGCUCAGAUACCAUGGUGAUUAAACUGUAAAAAACCUAGAUAGAUACAAUGGAAACCCAGCAACACAACAGGUGCACAUGCUGAGAACACUCCCCUUGAAUACAUUGGGGAUGACAGGCUGAAGGACAGCGCAGCUGUCCAAAAAGCAUGGUCGUUAGCAUUGUAUGGCAUGCAAGGUUUUAUUGUAUCUGUUAAAUGUAAUAUAUUUACAACUGCUUAUUAAAUUGAAAUAGUUGAGUUUUCACUACAGAAAGUGUCAAGUUGUUGUCGCCUACCUUCCUGUCUAGUCCAGAUCUGAAGGUACAUUGCACACCUUUAAAAGGCUUAAAUAGCCUUUGGGAUGCUGUUAAAUCAGGGCAGAAAGAGAGUGGCAGCACCUUGCUCCAAGCCAGGAAUUUAUAAGCAGAGAGUACAACUGAGGCAUUUUUGUCCUGGUUCAGCUCUGAGCCCAGGACUGAUGGGAUAGAUGUACACAGAGGUACUUUCUUCCAAUGUGGGCUUUAUUGUCUUCUGCUCCUAGUCCAAGCUAGGUGUGGCAGGGAGGAAACCUGCCUUCAAGUCAGGGAUCAAGUUGCAAGAGCAAUAUACAACACUACCAACUGUUUAAUGCUUCUCUUUAGCUUAUUGACACAAAGGUUCCUCCGUGAGUUGGUUCAGCAUGCUGACCAGAAACUACUCAGUAGGGCUGAUUGAGUGCACACUUCGAUGGCCCAAUCAGUGUUACUCUGACAGCUCAUCAAUGGACUCAGAAGAUAAAGACAGAGAGGAAGAGAGUCUGCAGACAGCUUUCAAAAAGCUAAGAGUAGAUGCAGCAGGAUCUACCGCAUCUCUGUCUGUGGAUGAGGCAACAAGUCUGAGAGCACCGAUAAGAACAGCUAUGGAUGGAACCAAACCUCAACCUGUCUGUGCCAAAGAGACUUGGCAUGGGUGUGUGAGGAAGCCCUCCAGGGGGUCAUCAAGAACCCAGCGUCGCAGGCGUUCCAAGUCUCCUGUCCUGCAUCCUCCCAAGUUUACCUACUGCAGUAUGAAAGCAUCUUCUGCCCGCAGCCAGUUGAAACACAAAAGUCAGCCAGAUACUUCAAAAAGUAAUAUCAGCUCAGACAUUUGUGUUGCAGAAGGACCGUGUACAGGGGACAAGUAUGAUUCCUGCUUUGAUGCCAGUGAUUGCAGAAGAGCCAGAAAUGAACCUUUGGGAGCUUCCACAAUUGAACAGCCUUUGGAGAAUUCAAGAGAGAAUUCUGCUGCUGUUUCUUCGUCCUUUGAAACCAACCUGGAUUCUAGCCAGCCUUCAGAUUUCCAGUCAUUAUCUGUGCUCAGCGAUAGCAAGCAGUGUCCUUGCGAGGGCAAGGAAUGCCAGUGCAGACAGUGGCAAGACAUGGAAGUGUACUCUUUUUCUGGCUUACGGAGCGUCCUGUCAGAAUGUGAAAAGGCAGUGCUAGAAGUCCAUUCCCAGUCUCUGCAGAACAAAUCGCCCUCUGGUGUGGCUUCAUCAGGUUCUCCCCGAUCUUGUUCUGAGCAAGCUCGAGCCUUCGUGGACGAUGUGACAAUUGAAGAUCUUUCAGGAUACAUGGAAUAUUACUUAUAUAUUCCCAAGAAAAUGUCCCACAUGGCAGAAAUGAUGUACACUUGACUAUAAGGAAUCUAUGGAGAAUCAUGGGCUGGAAAUUCAGUAGUAAUGAGUGGAUGACGUGCUCCCUCAGAGCCAGGGGUGGGAAUUUGGCCAUUCUCAUUGCUGUGUAUUUGAUCAAAUGUUUCUUUGCACCAUACAGUGUAGUUUUUUAAUAAAGUGAAAAACAGACAA
Molecule: messenger RNA, 2574 nt
Organism: Trachemys scripta elegans
Lineage: Eukaryota; Metazoa; Chordata; Testudines; Emydidae
Product: oxidative stress-responsive serine-rich protein 1-like
Exons: 6
Coding region: 1432-2403 (323 amino acids)
Biological process (GO): cellular response to hydrogen peroxide
Source: RefSeq, a predicted model, not a curated record